AUGUUUAUCCGUUCGCAAGUGGGGACUCCGAACAAACAAGCUCAGUCGCAGAACCCCGAGGCUCGCGAGGUCGGAGCGACUGGGAUUCCUCGCGACAGCAGCCGUUACUCCGUCAGCGACAAAGCCAUGGCCCGAAAUGCAGGGGAGGAAGAUCUUGGCACAGCUGGGGAUCGGUCGGUGGACGGUGGGAGAGAAGAGCCCCAGGGUCCGGACCCGUCGGAAGGCCGCAGCGAAGGGCAACAAUCCAGCAGGAGCCGCUGCCCUUGUAACCGGCUGUCGGACAGGAUCUUCGCUGCCAUCGCCAACUCCUCGGGCCGAAAGGGCAUUUCCCUGGUCGCCUUGAAGCGGGAGCUCCUCGAGAACAAUUACGAUGUCCGCAAGAACAAUUUUCGCAUCAAUAAGGAGCUCCAGAACCUCGUCAACCGAGGGGUCCUCAAACGCAUCAGCGGGCGCGGGGCCUCGUCCACCUUCAAAGUCGUGAGGAACCCCAAGGCUUCGACCCCUAAGAGGGCAUCUCGGAAACCGAGGAGCCAAACUGGAAGAUCAGGAAGGGUCAGGGGUCCGAGAGAUCUCCCCGAGGUCGCCGCCGGGGCCCCGGAGGAAGAGCAGGCGAACCGGAUCGCUGAGCAGAGAAACGGAUCCGAAGGCCAACAGGCCAAAGCCCAGGGACCGUAGGAGGGGAUGAUGGCCACCUUCGUACUUGCCGCUCCCGGGCUCGUCGCUGAGAAAUCACGGGAAGAGUCCUUUUUCUAGCCAAUGCUUUUGGAGCGGGGUUAAAUUGUCCUGCGAGGGUGGCUUAAUGAUGUUCAAAUAGAGGAUUAAUCCAAA
Messenger RNA from Tachyglossus aculeatus (Australian echidna), 828 nucleotides. RefSeq names its product spermatid-specific linker histone H1-like protein. Lineage: Eukaryota; Metazoa; Chordata; Mammalia; Monotremata; Tachyglossidae. Gene Ontology annotation, cellular component: nucleosome. The record is from RefSeq and is a predicted model, not a curated record. Bases 1 to 675 code for a protein of 224 amino acids. Gene Ontology annotation, molecular function: DNA binding. The transcript is spliced from 4 exons. Gene Ontology annotation, biological process: nucleosome assembly.